Messenger RNA from Aspergillus pseudonomiae, 1029 nucleotides. RefSeq lists its product as uncharacterized. Bases 107 to 787 code for a protein of 226 amino acids. Lineage: Eukaryota; Fungi; Ascomycota; Eurotiomycetes; Eurotiales; Aspergillaceae. The record is from RefSeq and is a predicted model, not a curated record. The transcript has 4 exons.
AGAAUUUUUUUUUCUUAUCUAUACAGCUUUCUCUCUGAACCUUCCAGCUUUCAUUUCCCAAUUCUCUCCCAGCCUCGGCGUGCUUUGAAAGCUCUACCCACUCGAGAUGGCUUCCAACUCGUCCUUCAAGCUUCUGAUCUUCCUCACCAUCUUGGUCCUCGCGGCCAUCGUCCCCGCCUUGGAUGUCAUGGAGGAUCUUGGCAAUGUCUACGAUGAUGACCACCUGCUGGGCAUUCCUACCUUUGAUGAACCUCGCGCCUUGGUCCCCCGCGCUGGAUUCGUAACUGUUACUGUUACAGACACUGUGUGUGCUCCUCCACCCGUGGCUACCACUUCUCAAAGCACGGGUACCACUGGAGCUCCGGGUGCUCCGCCAGCCCCUUCUAUGACCACCCUUUCUGAGACUACUGUGGUGACUGGUUCUGCUCCUACCGCCACUGGCCCAACUGGCACUGGUCCUACUGGUACUGGUCCUACUGGUAUUGUUCCCACUGGUGCUGGUUCCACUAUAGCUGGCCCUGUCAUCACCGCGACUGGAACGACUCUAUCGACUGGAACUCAAAGCGGUCCGGCUACUGGAACCGUUUCCACUAAGUCUUCUAGCGGGUCCAUUACUGCUCACCCAACUAGCUCCCAGUCUACAGGGCAAGCUGGUACUACCGCCACUGCCAGUGGUACUCAAACUUCCACCGUUGCCCCGACUUCUAAUGAAGCGGUUGCGCAGGGGAGACUGAGCAACAUUUUGCUGGUCCUGGCAACAACUUUCAUUGGCUUCCUAAUGACCUAAGCGUCCAUUGGCAUUGUGGUACCGGGUAACUACUCAUGACGUUGGUAAUUUCAUAGGGGUCUGGUGUUACAGGGUUGACUGUUUUCAGCAGUAUCUGGGAUGACUGACCAUGGAUUUCCUUGUCGUCUUGAGAAGGUCGCGUCGGAAUCGUUUUUUUGUGGUUACAAGUUUGCUACGGGGUGCAUUAGUGACUACACUCCCUGCUCCCAUUAAUAUUAAGACGAUCCAUGUUUGUUUACGGA